AUGGUAGAUGACAUUCUUAUCCAAAUCGGCCUAGUCCUCCUCGUCGUCGUCACCUUCCUCUUCAUCCACAGCGUUCCCCAGAAAGUCCUCGCCACCCUCCGCCUCCGCCUCAAAAGCAAAUCCGGCAUCCAAUCCAAGCGCCACUUCGUCCUCGGCGCCCAGCUCCUCGCCCAAGCCAGAUCCGCCUCCUCCAAGUCCUCCGCCGCCUCCCUCUCCAAGCAAGCCCUCGACGAAGCCGACAAGGCCAUCGCCCUCGAUCCCAAAGACGCCGCCGCUCACAUCCUCAAAGCCCUCGCUCUCGACGUCCAGGGCUUCAAGACCUCCGCCCUCGACGCCAUCGACGUCGCCCUCUCCCCACUCUGCCGCAAGAGCCUCGUCGACGAAGAGCGCGGCGACGCGCUCCUCAAGCGGGCCGAGAUUAAGAUGUCCAUGAACCGACCCGCCCGGGUUGACUCGGUCAUCGAGGAUUUGACUCUCGCCGUGAAGCUGAGCCCUGAAAACGCCAAGGCGUUUUGCUCGUUGGGAGAGUGCUAUGAGGGGAAGAAGAUGACGGAGGAGGCCAAGAAGGCUUACGAGGAGGCUCUGAAGCUUCAUCCACGGUUCGCCGCCGCGAAGGAGGCACUGGACCGCCUUGGUUCGUCGUAG
Molecule: messenger RNA, 645 nt
Organism: Rosa rugosa (rugosa rose)
Lineage: Eukaryota; Viridiplantae; Streptophyta; Magnoliopsida; Rosales; Rosaceae
Exons: 1
Coding region: 1-645 (214 amino acids)
Molecular function (GO): protein binding
Source: RefSeq, a predicted model, not a curated record